Messenger RNA from Loa loa (African eye worm), 1618 nucleotides. RefSeq names its product F-box domain-containing protein. Lineage: Eukaryota; Metazoa; Nematoda; Chromadorea; Rhabditida; Onchocercidae. The transcript has 10 exons. Gene Ontology annotation, cellular component: preribosome, large subunit precursor. Bases 176 to 1330 code for a protein of 384 amino acids. The record is from RefSeq and is a predicted model, not a curated record. Gene Ontology annotation, molecular function: protein binding.
AGAAACAUUUUUGCAAUAAAUAUGUCAACGAAAAUAAGCUCGAGCGAGUGGACAACUUGUAUAGACAGAGUUCAAAGAGAAAAUAAAGCAUUAUUCUACCUUGACACCUUUCUUAAUUCACUGUCGAUUUUGUCAGUUCGAGUUUAAUACUAGAAGUAUCGCCAUUAUAUGAAAGAUGUCGAGAAUGAUCGACUUGCCCUAUGAAUUAAUUUUAAUUAUUCUAAACUAUCUUCCGAGUCGUGAGUUAUGGCAAAAUGUACGCUUAACAUGUCGGUUCUUUGCAACGAUUAUUGCUGAUCAGAGCUACUGGAGACGAAAGUUAUGGAAAAAAUUUGAAGUCGAACUGCCAUCUUGUCACUUAUAUGGUUCAGUAUCCUCAUUAUCGUAUUGCUGUGCAAGAACGGAAGAGGAAACGAAACGGUGGAAAAAUGGAAAAUUGGGACGACUUAUCUGUGCGGUAGGACACGAUGGAACAGUUGAUGCUGUGGCAAUGAUGAAAUCAUCGGCGCAUAAGCGGUUGUGUGUUUCCGGUGCUCGUGAUCGUGCACUGAUCAUUUGGGAUGUAGAUACGAUAACUGACGGGGUAAGAGGCGAAAACUGGAAACUAUAUGAAUUUUCUGAAGCUCAUCAGGGAUGGAUAUGGAGCGUAUGCAAAGCAGAUACAGAUAUGUUUUACUCCUGUGCAUGGGAUCGUUAUGUCAAGCAGUGGCGAAUCGUUGAUGGGCAUCUUAAUGCGCUUUGUGAUGUUCAGAUGGGCUCUGCUGUGCUCUGUGUUAUAAGUGAUGGUACAACAGUUGUUUGUUCUACAUUUGGAAGGAGAGUAGUUGUUAUGGAUGCACGCAAUUCGUUGCAGAAAAUCACUGAUAUGCUGUAUCAUCGAAGUGCUGUUUUCGAUCUUGUUCAAAUGACAGACAGCAAUUACCUAUAUUCGUGUGGUGAGGAUCGACGAUUAGCAUGUGUAGAUAAACGCAUGUGGGAAGUUGUGAAUGAUUUAGAACUGGGAGCUUAUGCUCAAACUAUGUCAUUACGACAAGGACAACUACUUUGUGGAACCACUGACGGCAAGAUGCUUACUAUUAACCCAAGCGAUUUAACAAUUACCAACGAAGUGUUUGUUGGGAGUGGCGGUUUACGGCAGGUAAGAUUGAACAUUGGCAGCCAAAUGUGCAUUACGAAGGAUCGCCUGUUUAAAGUGUUUACUCCUGGUUUACGCCCCAGAUUGUUUGCUGAAUCAGAAGUUUUCGAUGCAGAACCAUCCAGAUUCGAUUAUUACGAUGAUGAUUUGGUCAUUGCUUGCGGUGACGGAUCCGUUUUUUUUUGUGCUACGUGAAAUACUUCAAUGCAAAGCAAUUGAUUGCGUGUCAAUUCAUUAGUCAUGCAAUUUUGUCGAGAAUUCUCUGUUCACCUUGUUUUUUUCCAGUUCUCUCCGAAAAAUUUGAUCCAUUGGAGCUUCGAAAUUUUUCUGGAAGGUAAAUUUGAGCCUUUUUAAGUGAUGUUAAUCAGAAAACUUAAAUAAUUGGAAGGUAAUUGUUACGUUUCCCAUAGAAAAUGCUUUGUUUAUUUUUGAUCUCUUAUUUUUAAUCGCGCCUUCAUAUGUCAUAUAAUUCUUUAAUGACCC